Beta vulgaris subsp. vulgaris (sugar beet) is the source of this 1926-nucleotide messenger RNA. RefSeq lists its product as uncharacterized. Bases 1 to 1926 code for a protein of 641 amino acids. NCBI's taxonomy places the organism in Eukaryota, Viridiplantae, Streptophyta, Magnoliopsida, Caryophyllales, Amaranthaceae. The transcript is spliced from 5 exons. The record is from RefSeq and is a predicted model, not a curated record. Gene Ontology annotation, molecular function: protein dimerization activity.
AUGAAGAGAAAAACCAUUGAUUCGUACUUCCAAAAACAAAAACCUACUCCAAAAAUAAAUGAUGACGUGAACUUUGAUGAUCCUAAUGAAACGACGAACAAUGUGAUUCCAGAUAAUCCAACUCAGAUACCGAAUCAACAACCUAAUAGUAGUGACACUUCUUUUGUGCGUAAGCCAAUUAGUAGUUAUCCCUCGGGGAUACAACGAGAAAUUGUGGAGUAUUCACCAACAACUGAUGCUGCCUAUUGUUUCCCAUGCUUUCUUUCCGAUAAGAAACCAUUGGGAAAAGUUGGUUCAGAUACUUUUACAGUACAAGGAUUUAGAAAUUUGGUGGAAAAGAUUGUGCAUUUGUAUCCCAUAUGGGAAGAGACAUUAAUUCAGCUUAUGGUUAUUCUGUUCAAUGUUGGGAGAAUAUUCAGAAAACUAAAGCUCACAUUUCAAAAGUGUGCGUUUAGGAGACAUGUUGAGAAUGCCGACUCCAAAAAUCAAGGAAACUUUCUGGAGAUGUUAAAACUCAUUGCUUCCUAUAACAAGGAUGUACAAGACGUGGUGCUAGCAAAUGCACCACAAAAUGCCAAAUAUAUUGCUCCGUCAAUUCAAAAGCAAAUUUUGCAUGUCUUUGCUAAGAAAGUGCAGAAUGAAAUCCGAAAGGAGAUUGGUGAUUCAAAAUUUUGCAUAAUCAUAGAUGAAUCACGAGACGUAUCUAAGAGGGAGGAAAUGGCUAUUGUCAUAAGAUUUGUUAAUAAAUAUGUUUUGUCUAAUCAUGAGUUGAAAAUUAAAGAUCUUAAAGGUCAGGGAUAUGAUGGAGCUAGCAAUAUGCGUGGGGAGUGGAAUGGUUUACAAGCUUUGUUUAUAGAUGAUUGCGCUUAUGUAUAUUAUGUGCAUUGUCUGGCCCAUCAGUUACAAUUAUCUCUUAUUGUUGCCGCAAGAGAAGUAUUUGAGGUUUAUGAUUUCAUCAAAGAUUUAAUUUUUAUUGUGAAUGUUGUUAGUUCUUCUUCCAAGCGUCAUGAUGAGUUACAAGAUAGUCGAGUAGCUGAGUUGGAGCACCUGAUUGAAAUUGAGGAGGUUGAUACUGGAAAAGGGAUGAAUCAAAUUGAUUUACUUUGUCGAGCCUUACAACAAAAAUCACAAGAUAUUUUGCAUGCUAUGGAUUUACUUGUUGAUACAAAAUGCUCAAUUCAAGAUCUCAAAGAUGAAGGUUGGAAAGAUCUUUUGGACAAAGUACUCUACUCAUUUUGCAACAGACAUGGCACUCUGGUCCCAGAUAUGCAAGCUAGUUAUUCUGAUUUAAUACGAGCUCGACGUAACAAAGAUAACAUAUCAAUGGAGCAUCAUUAUAAAAUUGAUGUGUUCACAGCCACUAUGGAUCAGCAAUUGCAGGAACUAAAUAGUCGUUUCAGUGAGAAAAGAACAGAGCUUCUUGUCUUAAGUGCAUCUUUGAAUCCUAACAAGGGAUAUAAAAACUUCAACGUGGAUAACAUUUGCCGUCUUGAAGAAAAGUGCUAUCCUGCAAAAUUUUCCAAAGAUGAUCAGUUUCAUUUGAGGUACCAACUUCAGCUAUUUUACCGAUGUGUCUUUAAUCAUGAUGAGACGAAAAAUUUGAGUUCCAUAACUGAUUUAUGUCAAACUUUAGCUGAAAUUGGUAAGUCCAAUGUCUAUCCUUUAGUUGAUAGAUUGAUUCGACUAAUUUUAACUCUUCCUGUUAGUACAACAACUUCAGAGAGAGCUUUUUCAGCAAUGAAAAUUGUUAACACUAGCUUGCGAAAUAAGAUGGACGACGACUUUCUAUGGGAGUACUUGAUUGUCUAUAUAGAGAAGGAUAUUGCUGAGAAAUUUACAAUUGACUCGAUCAUAGAUGAUUUCAAUUCUAUGAAAACAAGAAGAGUCCGGCCAAUUUGGAUGACGAGAAUAUUUUGUAUCAAAUAA